Symbiodinium necroappetens is the source of this 3315-nucleotide messenger RNA. Lineage: Eukaryota; Dinophyceae; Suessiales; Symbiodiniaceae. The record is from the annotation of a GenBank genome assembly.
AUGCGAGAAGUGGUUAUGCUGCGGCUGCGGAUGCAGAAAGCGGGACCUCGGGAUGGAACUCAAGUCGUUGAUCCGGCACUACGCCAUCUACCCGUAACCCCUGCUCCGGCUGCUUAUGCCCCCGUGACAUUGGUCGGCCCGGGAAGCUCCACAGCGGUCAACACCGAGUACUUCCAACGACAGGUUCGAGGGAGGGGAACUGGGCGCCGGCCUCAUGACUUGGUGCUCCGUUUUCCUCAAGGAGCGGUCCGAAUGCAACCGGAUUGGACACACCGCACUCGAAUCGACCGACAUGGGCUGUGGAUAAAACCUGGUCGCAUUCUGGGUGUCACCGCUCGUGCCCUUCGGGAUCAUCUGGAGCGAGCAGAUCAAAUUCAUCUCUGCCGGGCUGAGGACUGCGCUCAACCCGGGGUCUACCACUGCAAGGAGUUUGCUGCCAUCGACGCCGAUUCUGUGAUCGACUUGGGAGCCUACGGACGCCUUGACGGCUGGCGGGCUCUGGUGCUUCUUUGGCGUGGACUUCGCUCGUUCCGGAAAGUGCUCUCCGGCUGUUUUAAUCGGGGUGUGAUGACAAAGCCGCGGCCGAGCCUACUCGCCUGUUGGUUGAUGAUCUUCAGCUUUCUGAUCUGGGUGGUCGUGAAUGUGCCAGGAGCCAAUCGGCUGAUACUCGUCUUGAGCCUGGACCCAGUCGAGCCGUCCGGUUCGAGGUUAGCCAGGUCGCACCACAUUCGUGGGAGUGGCUCAAGGCAACUAGUGAAGGAGCCGAGAUUGGUUCUCCUCCCACAUGACGAGGGCUUGGUUCUGACUAAGACCGAAGGUGGACCACCACAGGAGGUCGACAGUGGCGCCUUGCAUGAUUCAUUCCGGGAUGCUCGUACCCAGGGGGCCUCUAUUGGAGAAGCCAUUGCUUUGGUUGCCAGUGCUUACAACAUUGGACCGGAAAUCGUCCAGAUGAGUGUGCUGGGAGCACUGGAAAGCACCCGGGAAGAAGAGGAAGAGGCGCCACCGCCACCACUGCCGCCAGGUCUCUCGCAGGAAGGUAGCCUGGUUCAAACAAGGGUGGCACCGCCUGAAAAUUACCUGCUGACUCCAAGUGGUGGACUACCUGAUGCAGUUGCCCGUCUCUUCCCAACAGCUGGACACGAUGCGCCUUCCGGACUUGUGAGUGCAGCUACCGGGGCUCUGCUCCAGCAGCCGUCCAUUGGGCUUGGGCAGGGCCUUGUGCGCAAGGCAGGGGCAGCUUUUGGAGAACAACUUGGCCCUAGCAACCCCACCUUGGCCACUGCUCGGAUUAUCCACGCCAUUGAUGGACUUCGCAAGGCGCAAGACGAAGAUAAGACGGGGACCAAAGGGCAAGUGAGCUCCAUCAAAGAAGGGGAAAAGCUUGACGUGUUUCUGGCCAGAGGAUGCGGUCAGCUAUCGAUCGAACUCUGCAAGGGCGUCUACGGGAAGGAGCUAUUCCACAGCAUCAAGCGGGCCGGGCUUCACGCGAAGCACGAGCUUGGUCUGAUAAAGUGGCCAGUCCUGAUCACCAACCGAGUGGCUUUGUCCAUAGCUGGCCUAUGGUGGGGUGGGACCGAGAGUUUCACACUACUGGCAGCUGAUUGUGCGACGGCCAGAGUUGAACAAAUCGAGAACUGGUCGCCACCGACCGAACAUAAGCUGGAAGCCCGCAGUAAAGCUCCCACGACUUUCCUCACGUGGCUUCGCUACGCGGAAAACUCCAUCAAGGUGUUUGGGAGUGCAUACGGCCUCGAGCACGUCCAGGAGAGGAACAAGUUUUUACAAGCUCUCCGUGAAGCACACGAAGAGGAUGAGAAUGCUUUUCCCUUCACUUACUGUGUGCAGCUCUUUGAAGAGAUGACCGCUGUAUGGUGUGAAGAAAUUCGAGAAAGCCGACGACGUCUUUGCGCGAAGUUGGGGACCGAGAAUCCCCGCUUGGAAGAUUUCAAGCUUGUAGCGCUUUCUCCCAGCGCCACGGGUCAAGCAAAUUUCCAGUUCCCGAGGGUGUGGGACUUGGCUGAUCCAGCCGGCUACUACCAGAGAGUGGUUCUGCCUCGUCAGAACAAGGCUAUGGCAAGGCUGCUCAACAAGCAGUUGCAUGACCACGUCACCAAGGAAAAACGGCCAGAUCAUCGCAAGACAGCAGGCCCUACCGGGACUUCGAACCCCUCGCCCGCAGACGGUCCGUCUCUGGAAGUGGAGGACACAGACAAGGCCGGUCGCGCGCCUCGGUUGGCCUUGAGAGCCGACCCCAACAAAGCCGGGGAUGUCUCGAAAGCUUACCCCGCGGGGAAACGUCUUAGUCCUGCCGAGGUUAAGAGAUCCAUCCAGCAUGCUCCACAAUGCCCGAAAACCAAGAAGCCCAUAUGCUGGGAUGCAGCUUGUCACAUUGGCUGCCAUCGGAGCGCCUGUCCUAACGCGCACGAACCAUUGCCGAAGCUUUCCAAGUUGGACUACACAGUUGCCAUGCAGGUGCUCCGGCGCGGAGGAUUGCGUAACGGGCCGAAGGUGAAUCCCCAGGAGGUUGAUGGAAGAGUCGCACAGCUCCGAGCCCAAGCUAAAGAAGAACAAGCCUCUAAGGUGGAACCUGGUGCUACCGCCCAAGGGAAAGCAAAGGCGCAUCCCAAAGCCAAGGCUAAAGAAAAAGCUGGCUGGGCUGUUCCAGAGGAUUAUCAGGGACCUGUUACUCAACUUGAGCACGAGCUCGGAAACCUUGCCGAGGGGCCUGAUUACUCAUGGCAUCAGCAGUUUCGCCGGGACACGGAAGCCACGGCAGUGCAGGCCGGCACAGGCGAAGCACAGAGACGGAGGGACGCAUACGAGAAGCUCCUAUCCAGCAAAAAGCUCGCCCCCCUCUCGGGUUGUAGUGAUCAUCUACAUUCUCAUGUGGCCUCUCACUUUAUCAAUGCAGAGAUGCAAGGCAGAGCCUUACAGCUUUCGGAGGUACUCACCCAAGCGAUUGACUAUGGACACCCACAGCUUGCUGAGGAGGCUCAGGAGGUGCUGAAUUCCAUUGGCGCUAAAGCAGGCUUGACUCUCCCCGAGCCCGAAGCUUGUUUCGACACUUUCUCUUGGGCGGAUGGGAUUGGCAAGGGCCAGAUAACUUUCAGCCAUCCCUUGUGGGAGGGCGUUCCGCCCCUUGGCAUCCUUGAUGCCCAGGACAAACUAACUCUUCCCGAAGAUUUAAGGGUCUCCCUGCAGCUAGGCAGCGAGAGAGCUGAAGAAAUGCGACAGUGCCUUUGUCUGCAUGUUGCCUUAAAUUGGCAUUCGAAGCGGAUCUGCCUACGGCGUGGGAGAGAGCCCGUGACCUGA